UUCUGCUGUUCUGCGCCACACCAAGACACAGGUGCGCGAUGCCUUCCUCUCCUUCGUCGUCGUCCUCCUCGUCCUCCCUCUACAUCAUCGGCGCCUCCUUGCCCCUCCGUGUCGAUCCCAUCCGCGCGCGCGCCCCGGACGCCGCCCUCGACGGCGGCGACACCGACGACGACGCCAGCGGCGGCGGCGCGCUCUCGAGGCCCGUGGCCGAGCGCUUCGCGUCCUCCUUCAGGACCCAGGAGUCCCUCGACGCCCUGUGCAGGAAGUACGGCGUCCCGGGGGAGUUCUCGGCGAUCCUCCCCGCCGGCCACCACCGCGCGUGCUCGCCGCCGCCCCCGGGGGCCGUGUGCGUGUACGCGCACGCGCUGGAGGCCGGGAUGCGCGUCCCGCUCCACGGCUUCUUCUGCGAGGCGCUCGCACACUUCGGCGUCGCGCCGAGCCAGGUCGCUCCCAACGGGUGGCGCGUCAUGGCCGCCUUCGUCGUCCUCUCCCACUUCGCCGGCGUGCCGCCGUCGCUCGCGGUGUUCCGGCACUUCUUCUCGCUGUGCGCGCACAAGCUCAGGGGGUGGUACUGGUUCCGGGGCAAGGACUCCGCCGGCACGCUCUUCAAGGGAUUGCCUCUUUCCCUGAAGGGGUGGAAGGAGGAGUUCUUCUUCCUCAGGUCGCCGACGCCGUGGCCGUGCCCCGUGAAGUGGGGCGAGCCGUCGAAGAACUCCACCGCCGAGCCGGUGCUUACCAGAGAGGAGAAGACCGUGGCUGACAAGCUGCUGCGUGCUCACGGCGCGGCGGUCGAUCUCAAGACGUAUCUUUCCGAGAGCAAUCUUGCCGCUGCAAUGAUCACUGGCUCACGGCCGCCGCCGCCGGCGGCGGCGGCGCCUUCUCCUCGUACUGCUAGUGCUAGUAGUGCUAAAGGGAUGGAUCCAUCGGUGUACGACAUGAUGAUGAGUCUGCGGGCGGCGAAGGCGGCGCAGGCGUCGGGGGAGAAGGUGACCGUGAAGAGCGAGCCCGGCAGCGACACGCCGUUGUCCGGGAAGAAGAGGAAGCUGGCGGAGGACGCCACGAAGCAGGGGCCGUCUCGCCAUGAGCCGGGCACGCCGCUUGACCAUGCCCACGGCGGCUCGUUGUCCGGCACGCCUUCCCCGGCGCCGCCGGGCUUCUCCAUCCAGAAGCCAUCAUCGAAGAGGAGCGUCCGUGAACAUGAUCCGGAGCCACGGCACGUGCCUGACUUACCUGACGACGGCGACACCGCCGGCUGGGAGGCCGCACGGCAGAUGCUGCAGAGCAUCGUCGCGCCGUCGCGGGAGCAGGCGUUCUCGGCGGCGAGGCCCUCCGAUGUCAUCCAAUCAAGCUACGUCACAAUGCUCCAGGCGGCGAACUGCGUGUCGUUCUCGCUGGGCUACGCGCUGGAGCUCGAGGAGAAGCUGGCGGCGCGGGAGCGCGAGGCGGAGGCGCUGCGGCGGGAGCUGGCGCAGGCGAAGGCGAAGGCCGAGCACGCCGAGGCGGAGAAGGCGAGCGCAGAGGAGGCGAGGAGCGCCGGGGCGGCGGAGCACGUGCUCCGGCUGGCCGAGCACGCGCUGGCCGGGUACGAGCGCGGCAUGGAGGACAUGAAGCGCGCCGCGCUGCGCCGGUACCCGCACCUCGACCCGGAGCAGCUCGUCGUGCCGCCAGACGGCGGCGGACCGCGGUAGCGCGUGGCGUCGGGUUGAUGCCACCGGCGUGAAACCCUCUACUGAUGUUCUUUUGCGAGGUGCUGUCAAGUGUCAACAAUGCUCAGGUCGGAUGGUUUUUUCGGCGUGCCGUUCGCUAAUCCGUAACAAUGCGCGCAUGGGUAGAUUAGAUGGAUCAGAUGUUAUCUAGGCAAAACAUUGCAGCAGUGAUCGGACCAUAUAUUUUGGCUAAUCUUAGUGGACUCCUAUGUAGUGGCAUUCUUUUUCAUCGAAUCCUGGAUCUUACUCCUCGCUUUUCGAAGUUCGCUAGGUAUCCUCAAGUCUAGUUUAACACUAAUGCAAACGCAUUACUCCAUGAGUUCAAUGGA
Molecule: messenger RNA, 2035 nt
Organism: Setaria italica (foxtail millet)
Lineage: Eukaryota; Viridiplantae; Streptophyta; Magnoliopsida; Poales; Poaceae
Exons: 3
Coding region: 39-1688 (549 amino acids)
Source: RefSeq, a predicted model, not a curated record